ACGAGUCUCUUUCUUCUUUGCUUUAUUCAUUUGGCUUGAUCAUUCAUAAUAUCAUGCGAAUCCUGUCAUUGCUAACGGUUUUUAUCGUAUCUAUGGGCGGUAUGCUUACAGGCUACGACGUAGGAGUAAUAUCUGGUAUGUAUACGCCUCUUUCAUUUUCCAAUAAUCUGAGGCAAGUUUCAAAAACGUUAUUAACGCUAUUACCAAUGAUAUCGUCUGUGCUUGCUGACUUAAUUUAACGACAUUCGCUGUUGUCGUGCAUCAUCAUAAAACAAAA
Zychaea mexicana is the source of this 277-nucleotide messenger RNA. RefSeq lists its product as uncharacterized. The record is from RefSeq and is a predicted model, not a curated record. The transcript has a single exon. The coding region runs from base 54 to 239 and encodes 61 amino acids. Lineage: Eukaryota; Fungi; Mucoromycota; Mucoromycetes; Mucorales; Lichtheimiaceae.